AUGCUUUCAGAAAUUGGGCUUGAUAAAAUGAAAGAAGGGUUGGAUGAUGACUGCUUGGAAGAAAAAAUAAAUCAAAUAUUUUGCAAUUCAGAACAUGAAAUUCUUUAUGAUGAAUUGGAUGAAUUGGAAGUGGUUUUGAAUUACAAAUUCCAGAGAAGAAGUCUUCUUGAAGAAGCUCUAACUCAUUCCUCAGUAUUUAUGAAUUUUUCAUUCCAACUAGAAUUGUUGGGUUUGCAAGAGUGUCAGAUCUCUCGACAUCUGAGAAGUAGAGGCUUCAAAUCAUAUGAACGAUUGGAGUUUGUGGGGGACGCCAUUUUGGGUCAGUUGAUUGCGGUUUAUCUAUACUACACUUACCCAGACAUGGAACCAGGCACCUUGACCCGUUUGCGUUCUGUAAAUGUUCGAAAUGAAACAUUGGGUCGUGUGGCGAUCAAGCAUGGAUUUUCUAAGUACCUUCGUUGCAAAGCGGAUUUGAAAAAAAAUAUUGAUGAGUUCAUCCAGAUUGCAUAUAAUGAAUCAAAGUAUCAUAGCUCUAAUCAGUCAAAAACUCCAAAAAUGCUUGCUGAUAUAGUUGAAUCCAUCGCGGGUGCAGUCUAUGUAGAUUGUGGAAAUUCUGUAGACAAAGUCUGGGAGGUAUUUGAACCAUUGUUGCAACCAUUAGCUGGUCCAGAGACACUUGAGGAACACCCAGUUGCAGAGCUUCAGGAAUUUUGUCAAAGGGAGAAGAAACAUAUUGAAUAUAAAAGUGAUAAAGUGGACGAUCUUUUGGUUUGUGUGGAUGUAUUUAUCGAUGGGCAGUUAAUGGGAACCGGGAAAAAUGCAGUAAAGAAACUGGCAAAGAGAGAAGCCGCUAGAAAUGCCUUUCUCAAUUUAAAAGAAGAGGAAAAAUCAUCUUCUCUAACUGUUUAA
Cryptomeria japonica (Japanese cedar) is the source of this 909-nucleotide messenger RNA. Its product is annotated as endoribonuclease Dicer homolog 1-like. The record is from RefSeq and is a predicted model, not a curated record. The transcript is spliced from 3 exons. NCBI's taxonomy places the organism in Eukaryota, Viridiplantae, Streptophyta, Pinopsida, Cupressales, Cupressaceae. The coding region runs from base 1 to 909 and encodes 302 amino acids. Gene Ontology annotation, biological process: siRNA processing; rRNA processing. Gene Ontology annotation, cellular component: nucleus; cytoplasm. Gene Ontology annotation, molecular function: ribonuclease III activity; RNA binding.